AUGAAGACAAAAUUAAAAAAAUACUUUAGAAUUGAUCAAUUAUUGGCAUCCUCCUCAAAACUAUCAAAAGAUGAUGCACAAUUAAUUAACAACAAGUUUUUAGAAGCCAUUUCUCAAAUUAAACCUAGUAUUUCUACUGCACAAGAAACUGAUAAGGAUGAGACUGAAAAAAAGAAAAUAGUAGAAAAGAGGAGAUGUUAG
Molecule: messenger RNA, 201 nt
Organism: Racocetra fulgida
Lineage: Eukaryota; Fungi; Glomeromycota; Glomeromycetes; Diversisporales; Gigasporaceae
Source: the annotation of a GenBank genome assembly